This is a messenger RNA of Halichondria panicea, 1744 nucleotides long. RefSeq lists its product as uncharacterized. NCBI's taxonomy places the organism in Eukaryota, Metazoa, Porifera, Demospongiae, Suberitida, Halichondriidae. The record is from RefSeq and is a predicted model, not a curated record. Gene Ontology annotation, molecular function: semaphorin receptor activity. Gene Ontology annotation, biological process: semaphorin-plexin signaling pathway involved in axon guidance; regulation of cell migration. The transcript is spliced from 8 exons. Gene Ontology annotation, cellular component: semaphorin receptor complex; plasma membrane. Bases 120 to 1652 code for a protein of 510 amino acids.
CUCUUGAUUGUACAUUACUAAUUAGCCUCGAAUAAAGCCGCUUGCCCUGGAAUCGAGGCUGACUGCAAGUGCUAGAUGGGCGUGGCUGUCAUCUAUGAAUGAAGAACUAGAUAAAAAUAAUGGACACUCAAGAGGCUGCUCAGAUCACUGUCACAGUCUUAUCAGCUAGGAAUCUACAGAGUAAAAGAAAAGGAGAGAUAUGUGUGGCCUCUGCUGUGUUUGGUGUCGGGAAGGAUUGCUACACAACGGAGAAAGUCACUAGCAACAAUCCGGAGUGGAAUCAAGAGGCCAGAAUCAACCUACCUCAACGGAAUCAUUCCUCGGAGAUAAAGUUCAAAGUUCGAGACAAAGAUCACACUCUGGGCAUAACCACGAUCCCCAUACACAAUAUGGUUCAUUCAAAAGAGGUCAGCAAGCGAUGGCUACCCCUCACCCCGCACAAGAAAUCGUCUGAAUCCCACGGUGACAUUCUAGUCACCUGUUUUGUCUCUGAGACCCGCCCGGCCAUGACUCGAUCUGAAAAUCCAUCUUUGUCGAAUUCGCAGGAAGACCUUCACACGGGACUCAAGGGAGGGGGUAUUGUGAGGGGGGUUAAGGACCGAUUCAGCCUGCAUCGAAGAAACCCCUCCUGGACUAAACCGAUGACAUCAUCCAGCCCCUCGCCUAAUAGACUCUCUGGCUCUGAUAUAGAGCUGAGUUCCAGAACAAUGCGUGGGCUUGUGUCGGAGGGCAAUAUUCGCGUGGCCAGCUCUCCCAGUGAGGUUAGUGGAAACUCAUCAGUGAGAAGCAGUGAGAUUGAGAGCCCGUUAGUUCCGGAGGUGUCAGGGAUUUCCCCUAAAGAGGGGCCAGUGGAGGGUGGUCAACGUGUUGUCCUGCGUGGUAGUUGUCUAGGAGAGUGUAAGAGUGAUGUACUGCGUGUGGUGAUAGCAGACGUGGACUGUACUGACACUCUGGAGUAUCAUUCUCAGUCUAAGCUAAUAGUGACGUCAGGCCCUCGCCAUGCCCCUGGAGUGGGUCCAGUGCUAGUGGAGACACGGACGGGGGGAGUCGGUAUAUCAAGUCUACAUUUCAGUUUCAGCUCCGGCGAAGUCUCGUAUCCUCCGGAGGUGUCGGGGAUUUCCCCUCGGGAGGGGGUCAUCGAGGGGGGUCAACGUGUGGUUCUCAGGGGUAGCAAUCUCGGAGAGAGCAAGAGUGACGUUGUGAGAGUAGUGAUAGCUGGGGUGGACUGCACAGAGUCUGUGGAGUACCUGUCUCAGUCUAAACUUGUAGUGACUACAGCGUGCACUCCCUCUCCAACUGUUGGUCCAGUUGUUGUGGAAACAGUUCUAGGUGGCAUUGGAACAUCUAGUUUGACAUUCUCCUACAUAACAGAAAGUGGCUCUCAAGUGGGCGGAGCUCUCGUCAGGAAGGAGAGUGGGUCAACUAAAGUGAAAAAACCUGACAUUGACCCAGUGGAGUUCAAGGCUCUCAAGCAACAGCUAAGAGACUUUAAGCAGGACAACGUGAAGCUCAAAGAUGAGAACCUGUCUCUGAGGGAGUACAUAGACCAACUUGUUCUCAGUGUAAUGGAGGUCAAACCAGACCUACUAGAGAUACGGCCGACACCAGCAGCUCCUCUCACUGUCUCUAACACAAGUCUCGUCUCUACCUAGCAACUCUAUAUGUAACUGUUUGACAAUUAUUGCCACGGCUCAGUGAAUGUGUGUGUCCAAAUAUUCUUUCAUGUGUUUCUUGUUUGCAUUCA